This is a messenger RNA of Diceros bicornis minor, 3594 nucleotides long. It is a transcript of the gene WDR25, whose product is annotated as WD repeat domain 25. The coding region runs from base 1663 to 3354 and encodes 563 amino acids. NCBI's taxonomy places the organism in Eukaryota, Metazoa, Chordata, Mammalia, Perissodactyla, Rhinocerotidae. The record is from RefSeq and is a predicted model, not a curated record. The transcript has 7 exons. Gene Ontology annotation, molecular function: protein binding.
CCGGGGCGGGAGGGCCCGGGACCCGGUAGCGGCUGCAGAGCUCCGAGCCCCUCGGCGCCGGCCUUUCCCCGCCGCUCGCCUGUCCUCCAUCUCCGGUUCCCUGCGAGCGCGCAGUGCCCUGGACCAUCCUUACCUCUCACUCUUGACAGCUCGGCUAACUCCUAUUCAUCCUUCAAAACCCAUCUCUGCUCGUAUGUUGUUUGCUGCCUUCAUCAGUCUGUGGCCUCCGGCGCAGGAUCCGUGUUUUGUGUUUAAUCUCUGGCCACACCAGAUACAACAUAAGGCUUGGCACACAGUAGGUAAUCAGGAGAUGUUUGUUGAAUGAGAAGACCCUAUUUCUGUGCCCCCCUCCCACGAGGUUGCUUUUUACAAAUAUUUCUAGAUGCUGGGGAUCAAACAGUGAUCAAAACACAGAAAAUCCUGCCCUGGUGGGGCUGACAUGCUAGUGACCGUCAAUGCCGCCCCCUCUCCCGUAGCCGCAUUUCUCCAAUGACCGUACCUUUCCUUCUAGCGGUACCUCUCUCUCUUAAUCACCCCCUCCUUCCAGGAAAAAAGCCUCCUUUUAGAAACACAGAAGGCAGCAAACGCCUUUUUCCUGAAGUUUAUGCUGUUUUCGGUGGCUCCCAGUCUUCUUCAUUUUUGCCUGUUUUCCUUGAGUCGUCUUUGCCUCCUCUCUUACCCUAUUGGAUGCGUUUUCUUGGUUCUGUCUUCAGUGCUGCUCACCACCGCCGCUCCCUCACCUCCAGAGCGUCACUCAGGUGUCACCUUCUGCCUCAGCCCUGACUCGGCCUCCGCCGCCCUGCUCUCCUUCUCUGUCUUACCUUUCUCCCUAGAAUUUCUCACCACCUGACGCCCUCGAUCUCACUUGACUCUGGUCUGUCUCUCCCCGCUGGCCUGUGAGCACGGUGAGCCCAGGGCAUCCUUGACUGUCUUGCUCGCUGCUGGUUUCCUGAUGUCUCGUGUGGGGCCUGGCGAGUAGCCCAUGCUCCAUCAAUGUUUGUUGAGCAAAUGAACAAAAUGUACGGAAGCAGAUAGUACGGGAGCCCUACUGCCCAUCCUCUGGCAUUCAUUCAGUCCUUGCUGCCCUGCCUGGUUAGGAAGUGGGGCUCACGGGCCCCAAGCCCCCUACUCUGGGAUCUUUUGCCAUAGACUUGGUCUUUAGUUCUGGCCGUUGGCCUCUCCUGUGAGUCGACCUCUGUGGAUGACGGGUGGGUAGGAAUCCGUCCUCCUGGCUGAAGAAGGCUCUGGUGGUGGAACCCACUGGGUUCCCUUUGACGGGAGGAGUGGGAUGCUGUGCACAGGAGUUGAGACAGGUGAGAUGCCUGAUUAGGGAGGGCCUCAGGACCAGGCUAAGUAUUCAGAGAACAGAAAUGCCAGCUCCUUCGCGGUGCACAGUUCAUUAGUUCGUAAUUAGUCCGUUAUAUUGUAUUAGCUCCAUUUGAGAUGGGCUGGCCCUAUGGGGUUUCAUUUAGACGAUGGUUUUGUGUGUGGAAGGCGUUACCUGCCUGGAUUGGGCUGCAGGUGAAGGUGGGGUUUGCGGAGGAGGCGGACUACAGAUGAUUGUUGAUGGUGACCUAACUGGUUGGCAGUGGAGCCUGUCAGGCGAGUGGCGCCCUUAGGGGGAAAGGCGUGGAGGGGGUGGGCUGGUUGAUUCCAGGGGACAUGAAACCCGCUGUCCAGGGGAAGAGGUCGUUUGCCCUCGAAGGACAGCAAGAAACUGUGUCCUCAAUGGCUUCGUUGGUGGCUUAUGAUGACUCAGACUCAGAGGCUGAGACGGAGCCUGCGGGAAGUCCUAAUGCAGCCAGCCAGAUGAGAGACACUUGUGAUAUGGUCAGGCCUUGCGGGCAGGAUUUUGCGUCGGGCAUCCUGGACGUGACGGAAGGGGGAGCCCUCCCCACAGAGCCCGGUUCUUAUGAAGACCCGGCCGGCCAUCGUCUCCCUGUGGUUCGGCUCUGGAGAAGGGACCCAGGGUCUUGCCCCAGCCAGAGGCUGCAGUGGCCCAGGGCAGAGCCUGAAGUCACCUUCCCCACAAGUGAGCCUCCUCGGCCUUCCCUGUGGACCAGUCACACUCCGGCCAACCACAUGCCUCUGGCGGCUGCCCGCUUUAGACAGGUGACACCCUCCUGGGGACCUGGUGACUCCCCCGAGCCGUCUUUCUGUGCCCAAAGCAAAUGUGGAAGCCCAGGGACAAACGGCAGCUCCCUGCAGAGGAAAAGGCGUGAGGCCUGUGUCGUCCCCUACACCCCGAAAAGGCUGAGGCAGCUGCAAGCAUCAAGCGCAGAAACAGACAAGAGUACAGACGUGCAGCCCCAGGGCCCCUCCGCCCGGCGAGUGCCCGCCCCAGCCCGGCUCCCCGUGGCCCCCCGAGUGUCUGAGUUGAUUCAGCCGCAUCUGGACGGUCAGUAUAAAGCAACCAAGAUGCCCAGGGGUGUGCUGUUCCACCUGAGAGGCCACAGGGGCCCGGUCAACAGCGUCCAGUGGUGUCCAGUCUUGUCGAGAAGCCACAUGCUUCUCUCGGCUUCUAUGGACAAAACCUUCAAGGUGUGGAACGCCGUGGACUCGGGGAGCUGCUUGCAGACCUACUCCCUGCACAGUGAGGCGGUGCGGGCUGCCCGGUGGUCUCCCUGCGGCCAGCGCAUCCUCAGUGGUGGCUUCGACUUCGCCCUGCACCUAACAGACCUCGAAACAGGAACCCGGCUGUUCAGUGGUCAGAGCGACUUUAGAAUCACUACCUUGAAGUUUCAUCCGAAAGAUCAUAGCCUGUUUGUGUGUGGAGGCUUCAGCUCUGAAGUCAAAGCUUGGGAUAUACGGACCGGCAAGGUGGUAAGAAGCUACAAGGCGACCAUCCAGCAGACCUUGGACAUCCUCUUCCUCCAGGAAGGCUCCGAGUUUCUGAGCAGCACAGAUGCUUCUAGCCGGGACUCCGCCGACCGCACCAUUAUCGCCUGGGAUUUCCGGACCUCCGCCAAAAUCUCCAACCAGAUUUUCCAUGAGAGAUACACCUGCCCCAGCCUCACCUUGCACCCGCGGGAGCCUGUGUUCCUGGCGCAGACCAAUGGCAACUACCUGGCCCUCUUCUCUGCCGUGUGGCCCUACCGGAUGAGCAAAAGGCGGCGCUACGAAGGGCACAAGGUGGAAGGCUACUCGGUGGGCUGCGAGUGUUCCCCGGAUGGUGACCUGCUGGUGACGGGCAGCGCCGACGGCCGGGUCCUGCUGUACAGCUUCCGCACCGCCAGCCGGGCGCGGACACUGCCAGGGCACGCACAGGCCUGCGUCGGCACCACCUUCCACCCCGUGCUGCCCUCCGUGCUCGCCACCUGCUCCUGGGAGGGCGACAUUAAGAUCUGGCACUGAGCACCCAGCGUGGAACCUUCUAGACGCCGGCCGGGCCCCAGGCUCCCCUUCUUCUUUGGAGUGGGUGGGUGUGAGCACGCACUGAGGUUGGCUUGGGGGUUGGCUGCCUCCACCACCCUAAGAGCCUCAGUCUCCUCGUCGGUAAAAUGAGGACAGCAUCCGUUUGUCUCAGGGUUGUGAGGACCACGUUAGUGAAGGCACUGAGGUGAUGCUCAAUAAACGUGAGUGUUUGCUGUUUCU